This is a messenger RNA of Hibiscus syriacus, 1761 nucleotides long. RefSeq names its product cytochrome P450 90A1-like. Lineage: Eukaryota; Viridiplantae; Streptophyta; Magnoliopsida; Malvales; Malvaceae. Gene Ontology annotation, biological process: multicellular organism development; sterol metabolic process; brassinosteroid biosynthetic process. Gene Ontology annotation, molecular function: oxidoreductase activity, acting on paired donors, with incorporation or reduction of molecular oxygen; iron ion binding; heme binding. Bases 58 to 1479 code for a protein of 473 amino acids. The transcript is spliced from 8 exons. The record is from RefSeq and is a predicted model, not a curated record.
AAAAAAUCUCUUUGAAUUUGUGUUUUCAUAUUAAAAAAAAACAAAGCAAACUUUUUCAUGGCUUUCUUUCUUCACUAUCUUUUCAUCACCGCCAUUAUCUCCGCCGUCAUCUUCCUCCUCUUCCGCGCCUCCCGUAUCCGGCGCCUCCGUUUGCCGCCUGGAAACUUGGGUUUACCUUUUGUCGGCGAGACACUGCAGCUUAUAGCCGCUUACAAGACUGAAAACCCUGAGCCCUUCAUCGACGAGAGGGUGAGCCGAUAUGGCUCGAUCUUCACCACACAUGUUUUUGGCGAACCAACUGUUUUUUCAGCCGACCCGGAAACCAACCGGUUCAUCUUGCAGAACGAAGGGAAGCUGUUCGACUGCAGUUACCCCGGUUCGAUAUCGAAUUUGCUCGGGAAACACUCGUUGCUGUUAAUGAAAGGAAGCCUCCAUAAAAGAAUGCAUUCCCUGACCAUGAGUUUCGCUAACUCGUCGAUAAUCCGGGAUCAUCUUUUGGUCGAUAUAGACCGGCUAGUCCGGCUCAACAUGGACUCAUGGACCGACCAUGUCUUCCUCAUGGAAGAAGCCAAGAAGAUAACCUUCGAGUUAACAGUGAAGCAGCUAAUGAGUUAUGAUCCUGGUGAAUGGAGUGAAAGUUUAAGAAGAGAAUACGUCCUUGUUAUUGAAGGCUUCUUCACUGUUCCUUUCCCUCUCUUUUCCACCACUUACCGUCGAGCAAUCAAAGCUCGGACAAAGGUGGCGGAGGCGUUGAGUUUAAUAGUAAGGGAGAGGAGGAGAGAGUACGAGGGAGGGGAGAAGAAGAAUGAUAUGUUGGCAGCAUUAUUGGCGGGGGAUGACAAUUUCUCAGAUGAACAGAUUGUGGAUUUCUUGGUGGCUUUGCUCGUUGCUGGCUAUGAAACAACAUCCACCAUCAUGACUCUUGCUGUCAAGUUCUUGACUGAGACCCCUCUUGCUUUGGCUCAACUCAGGGAAGAACACGAGGGGAUUAGGGCCAAAAAAACCGAAUCCGAGGCUUUACAAUGGAGUGAUUACAAGUCAAUGCCAUUCACUCAAUGUGUCGUUAAUGAGACUUUACGUGUUGCAAACAUAAUCAGCGGAGUUUUUCGACGAGCAAUGACGGAUAUCAAUAUAAAAGGCUACACAAUCCCAAAAGGUUGGAAGGUUUUCGCAUCAUUUAGGGCCGUACAUCUCGACCCCGAUAAGUUCAAAGACGCUCGCACUUUCAAUCCGUGGAGAUGGCAGAAUAACUCGGGGGUAAGCUGCCCCGGAAAUGUCUACACACCAUUCGGAGGGGGGCCUCGACUGUGCCCAGGUUUUGAGCUUGCUAGAGUAGAACUCUCCGUAUUCUUACACCACCUGGUAACUCGGUUCAGUUGGGAACCUGCCGAGGAGGACAAGCUAGUUUUCUUUCCGACGACCCGAACGCAGAAGCGGUACCCGAUCAACUUGAGGCGUCGAAGUGCAUUGUCUUCUUAGCCAAUGUAAAAGAUAAAAUGUUAGAAGAAGAGGUGCAAUAAAUUUUGGAUGGUGUGGGAUGCAAUGAACAAAGUUAGAAGAAGAAGAAGAAGAAGAAACAAAAUAGAGUUUAGUGAAUGUAAAUCAACUUUAUUCUUUUAUGUUGGGAAUUGCAGUAUUAGUAGGAAGGGAGGUAGCGGGCAUCUAUUUUCAUCCACAUUCAAACUCGUAACAAUGCUCUUAAUGCUAGCAUCCAUCCAGUUCCAUUACAAUCAAAGAGAUGCGACAGUAUUCGAUUUUUCA